Molecule: messenger RNA, 1626 nt
Organism: Anopheles nili
Lineage: Eukaryota; Metazoa; Arthropoda; Insecta; Diptera; Culicidae
Product: pancreatic triacylglycerol lipase
Exons: 5
Coding region: 1-1626 (541 amino acids)
Biological process (GO): lipid metabolic process
Molecular function (GO): triacylglycerol lipase activity
Source: RefSeq, a predicted model, not a curated record
AUGGAAAUAGCGAACCACACCGGAAUUCUGCUGCAAACUAUGCUGUUAAUGGCAAACCAUGAGUACAACAACUCGUUAAUGAAAGUCAUUCACAAUCAACCACUGAGUACUGAGAAUAACAAGACAAGUGGAGAGUUCUCUAUACCAGAGGAUGUGCGAUGUUAUGGUGUAUAUGGAUGCUUUCCGAUCACCUAUCCCUGGAUAGACGAGAAACGACCGGUGGCGUAUCAUCCACAGACACCCUCACAGGUGGACGUUCGUUAUCCUGUGUUCGUGAAGUCCAACACCAGCCAUCCGCAGUUUCUCGACAUCAAUAGUCCGCGUAGUGUACGGAAACUUGGCAUCAACCCUAGGGGUCGGAUCUACUUCGUGACACAUGGCUAUAUAGAGUCAGGCGAUCGUCCCUGGAUCCAGCAGAUGGUGAACGCCCUUAUAGACAACGAUCCGGACCACACGGCCAGCUGCGUCGUGAUUGACUGGCGAAAGGCAUCGAACCCUCCGUACACACAAUGUUGCGCCAAUAUCCGACUUAUCGGGGCGAUUACGGCGCACGUGAUACACCUGCUAUAUGUUGAGUUGGGAUUAGAGAACUUGGACAAGGUACACCUGCUGGGGCAUUCACUUGGGUCGCAUCUUUGCGGGUACGCUGGCUACCAUCUGCAGAAGGACUUCGGUUUAAAAUUAGGCCGGAUUACGGGCUUAGAUCCAGCGGAACCAUUGUUCUCAGACACAGAUCCUCUGGUGCGGCUGGAUCGCAGUGACGCCCAAUUUGUGGACGUGAUCCACUCAGAUGCUUCCGAGUGGGUGAGCAAAGGUGGCCUCGGGAUGUACCAGCCAAUCGGUCACGUCGACUUCUACCCAAAUGGAGGCUACAACCAGCCAGGCUGCAGCGAUCCGAUGAACAAGUUCAUCCGCAAGCACGAUGAGUCGUUUUUCUGGGGCUUUCAGGAGUUCUUCGGGUGCAAUCACCUGCGAUGCCAUCAGUUCUUCACGGACAGCAUCGUCAAUAAAUGCCCGUUUGUGGGAAUUGGGUGCGGAUCGUAUGCUCAGUUCCUGCGUGGUGAAUGCUUUGAAUGUGACCGAGACGGGCACUACUGCAUCGAUUUCGGGUUAAAGGCGAAGGAGAGCUACAAUCGGCUGAUCGAGAGCGGUGUCAUGACAGAACCGAACGCUCCGUUGAGUGUCUACAUGAUUACGGCGGCUGAUUCACCGUAUUGCCGAUCACACUUCCGUGUUACAAUGAGCGUCUCCAACGAGGACGAAAGCCUGAUCCAUGGCGGCGAGAUCGGUAAGAUGUCACUGGAGUUGUACGGUGAAGGAGGUGUUAGAUCUGGCAAGAUGGACUUCUCGAAGAAUCCGGUUUACUUCGAGCCUGGAGGCAACUACUCGGCCAUACUCGCAGGAACUCACGUUGGGAAACCUCUCAAGGUGAUGCUUACCUGGGAAUAUCGCACGAAUCCGCUUAAUCCGCUCACCUGGAGGCUGCUGAUGGUGCCGCGCGUCUACGUACAGGAGAUUCAGGUUCAGCUGAUGGAGAUGCGUACGACCGUGCGAGUAUGUCCACUCAAUAAGGCUCCCGUACGAGCGGAUAUGGAUAAUGAGUUCAAAAGAGAUUAUUGUUCGUGA